ACCUCCCUCAGUCGGCCGUCGCCCUCCGGCCGGACAACAUGGAGCUGAGCGGCCUGGCCUGCCCUCGCCUGCCCUGUGCCAUCCUCCUGCUCGUCGCCUUCUGCUCCCCAAGAGUGGCCGCCGAUCCGGGCGAGGUGGAGGUGCUGAUGCCAGACCUGCUGGAGGUCCAGGUGGGCGAGACGGCACACCUCCGCUGCGAUUUCUUCCUGCCGGAAGGCAACUACAGCUACAUCAAAUGGUUCUACCUCACCAAGGACCAGCGGAAUCCCAUCUUCUACGUGUACAAGGGCAAGGGCCAGGCCAACCUGGGCGAGUUCCAGGACCGGCUCUCGCUGGUGGGCGAGACCCAGCUGGACCUGGCGCAGGUCACUCCCCGCGACGAGGGGGACUUCGUCUGCCAGGUCGGAGCCACCGACUCCCGGACGCAGGAGAACCGGACCCAGCUACGGGUCUACAAAGCCCCCGAGGAGCCGACAAUCCAGGUCACCACCACAGGCAUCUCCGUCACCAACAAGAACCUGGAAGAGAUCGCCAACUGCGUGGGUAAAAACGGGUACCCCGCGCCCAAUGUUACCUGGUACAAGAAUCGGACAUCCCUGAAGCAGGAGAAAGAUAAGGUGAACAUCCUCUCGACCCGGAUCAAAGAGUCCAACGGGUUGUACACCGUGAGCAGCAGCCUCUGGGCCCAGCUGGAGAAGGGGGACGAAAAUGCCCGUUUCUACUGCGAGCUGAGCUACCGGCUACCAGGGGGAGAGCACAUGCUGGAGUCCAAGGACAUCACCAUCCCCAUCUUCUAUCCGUCCGAGAAAGUGUGGCUGGAGGUGUCGCCCGCUGCGCCGCUCAAAGAGGGGGACACCGUGGUGCUGCAGUGCCAAGCCGACGGGAACCCGCCGCCGGAAUUCACCUACUGGAAGAAGGAUGCCACGGGGCAGUGGCAGGAACUGAAGGAUACCCGGGGCGGGCCCCUGACACUGAAGGCGGCCUCCAGGUUGGACAGCGGUCACUAUCAGUGCCGGGGCCUGGACCUCGACGCGUUGACCGAUCUGACUGGCGACGAGCAGCAGCUACUGGUGAACUACGUAUCCAACGUCCGAGUCCAUCCCAAGGUGGCCGUGGGCCACGAGGGUGGUAGCCUGACCGUGAACUGUUCUGCGGACAGCAACCUGCCACUGGACUUCCAGUGGCAGCGGGAAAAGGGCUCCAAGAUCCUGGCGACGGGCCCCGUCCUGCACCUGAGCGACCUGAGCCGCGACACGGCCGGGGGCUACCGUUGCGUGGCAUCCGUGCCCGGUGUGGCCGGCCUGGCCCGCAGCAAGCCCUUCAACGUCUCCGUCCACAGGUCCCCGCGGGUGACGGCGAAGCCCGGGCGGGUACCCGUGCGGGAAAACGAGCUGGUGAACCUGACGUGCGAGGCCUCGGGACACCCCCAGCCCAAGCUCAGCUGGAGCACCAAUGGCACGGUCCUCCACCAAACCGCCAACCACCACGUGCUGAGUACCCUAAGCGUGCUGGUGACCCCCGAGCUCCUGGAGACGGGCGUUGUGUGCCAAGCGACCAACAGACUGGGCAGCAACAAAACCACCAUCCUCCUGGAGCUGAUCAGCUUCACCACCCUGACUCCGGGCAUCACCACCAUGCCAAACUCCACCCCCAGGGCCGACCCCACCAACCGGGCCGGCCCCAACGGCACCUCCACAGGGGAUGCCGUGCAGAAAGAGCAUAAGCGCCAGGAGAGCAAGGGGGUGGUGAUCGUGGCCAUCAUCGUCUGCAUCCUGGUCCUGGCCGUGCUCGGAGCCGUCCUCUACUUCCUCCACAAGAAGGGCAAGCUGCCCUGCGGCCGCUCGGGCAAACAGGACAUCACGCUGCCUGCAGUGCGUAAGGACGAGAUUGUAGUUGAAGUUAAGUCAGAUAAGCUCCCCGAGGAGAUGAGCCUGCUCCAGGGCACCAACGGCAGCAAGCGGGCUCCAGGAGACGAGGGAGAGAAGUACAUCGAUGUGAAGCACUAGCGUCCCGGGUCCAGGCCGCGCUCCCCCCCCCGCCCCUCCUGAACAGCUGCUCCUGCUCCUCCUGCUCCUCUUCCUCCCCAGCGCCUGGGCCGGAGGCCAGAGCCCUGCAGAUGGUCGGCGGGAUAGACCCAACCCGGUCCGGCCCCCGGAGAGCGGAGCCCGGGCCCGUUCCCUCCCUCCCGGGCGGUGGGGGUCCCGGACCCGGGGGAGAGCCCCCCGUCCCGCCCCACGGUCUGCUCCGGAGAGACCUCGGGGGGCCCUCGGGCCCCCCCUUGCUCCGCCCCAUCACCCUCCUCUGGGCUCAGUGGAGUAAAGCUGGUUCCGCCCCCCCAAACACUGUGAGCCCCCAACCCACAGCCUCGCCCGACAAACACUGUGCAGCUCCCGCGGCCGCGGGCCUCUCUCCGGGGCCAAGAGUCCUGCGGCGGCCAAGGCGUGGGUGACCAUUUCAGCUCUCUUGCCUCUUUCUUUGCAGUCGUAUUUAUUGGGCGCUUACGGUGUGCAGAGCACUGCACUAAGCGCUUGGGAAGAACAAGUUGGCAACAUCUGUCUUCUCCCGCCCCCGGCAGAGAGAUCUAGGCCGGGACUGACCCCUUUCCCUACUUUAGCACGGGGUCGAACGGUACUAGCGGUUAAGAACGGCGCUGGGGCUCGGUUUAUAGAGAGCGAGUUCUGUCAGAUUGAGUGUAAAUUUACCAGUUUCUCUGUUGCAGGUUGUUUUUAUAUAUAUACAUAUAUAUAUAUAUAUGUGAGUGUGUGCGUGUAUGUAAGUGACAAUAAAGCUGAAU
This is a messenger RNA of Tachyglossus aculeatus (Australian echidna), 2794 nucleotides long. RefSeq names its product melanoma cell adhesion molecule (gene MCAM). NCBI's taxonomy places the organism in Eukaryota, Metazoa, Chordata, Mammalia, Monotremata, Tachyglossidae. The transcript is spliced from 17 exons. Gene Ontology annotation, biological process: angiogenesis. The coding region runs from base 39 to 2006 and encodes 655 amino acids. Gene Ontology annotation, cellular component: plasma membrane. The record is from RefSeq and is a predicted model, not a curated record.